AUGUCAACAUCUAGCUCUAGGUCUUCUUCACAAUCUAGUAGAGGUAUGACUGAUAUAACAUGGACACAUGUUAUUGAUGGUGUAAAUCCAAAUGGAAGGAAGACAUUAAAAUGUCUUCAUCGUGGGAAAGUAACUAGAGGAGGAGGUAUUUUUAGAAUGAAACAGCAUCUAGCUGGAACAAAGGGGGAUGUUGGUGCUUGUUUAAAAGUUCCUUUUGAUGUUCAAUACUUGAUGAGAGAAUCACUAAAAGACAUUAGGAUAAAGAAUAAAGAGAAGGUUGAUUCUAGUAAGUAUAAUACUCCCUACGGUGCUCCCAUACAUAGAUUGGAGGGAGAUAUGUUAAAUGAAGAUAAUGAAGAGUUUUGUCCAUCAGAAAUUCACAUAAAUGAAAGUAGGUUUGGCAGUCAACAGAAACUUUUGGUGGAUGCUAUGACUGCAAUUGAGUCUGGGUAUAAACACCCAAAUUAUCAUGGUUUGCGUGUCAAUUUGUUAAGAGAUGCUAAGAAGGAAGUGCAGCUUUUUGUUGAUAGUUACAGAAAGAUUUGGGAAAACGUUGGAUGUAUUUUAAUGGCUGAUGGUUGGACUGAUAAUUCACAUAGGUCAUUGAUAAAUUUUAUGGUGUAUUGUCCUAAGGGAGUUUGUUUUGUGAAAUCAAUUGAUGCUUCAGAUGUUGUGAAGGAUGUUGGGACAUUGUUGAAGAUGUUUGAGGAGGUAGCUUUAUGGAUUGAACCAAAUAGUAUUGUCCAUUUUGUCUCAGACAAUGGAUCCAAUUAUAAAGCUGCUAGAAGAAUGUUGUCUGAGAAAUAUCCGAGUAUUACUUGGUCGCCUUGUGCAACACAUAGCAUAAAUUUGGUGUUAAAAGACAUAGUUGAGAUGGAUCACAUAGUUUAUCUUGCGAGACGUGCUUCUGAGGUGACGAAGUUUGUAUAUAAUCAUACAUUUUUUAUAGCUUGGUUGAGGAGAAGACAGGGUUGGAAAGAAAUUGUCCGUCCGAGCGCGACCCGUUUUGCUAUAACUUUUAUUGCAAUGAGAAGCCUUUAUGAGCACAAACAUGACUUGCAAGCCAUGGUGACAGAUAAGUCAUUUGUCGAUUCUUGA
Pistacia vera is the source of this 1098-nucleotide messenger RNA. RefSeq lists its product as uncharacterized. The record is from RefSeq and is a predicted model, not a curated record. Lineage: Eukaryota; Viridiplantae; Streptophyta; Magnoliopsida; Sapindales; Anacardiaceae. The coding region runs from base 1 to 1098 and encodes 365 amino acids. The transcript is spliced from 3 exons.